Micromonas commoda is the source of this 834-nucleotide messenger RNA. RefSeq lists its product with no specific name. Gene Ontology annotation, biological process: protein targeting to membrane; peptidyl-L-cysteine S-palmitoylation. The transcript has a single exon. Gene Ontology annotation, molecular function: protein-cysteine S-palmitoyltransferase activity. The record is from RefSeq and is a predicted model, not a curated record. The annotation marks the transcript as partial. Lineage: Eukaryota; Viridiplantae; Chlorophyta; Mamiellophyceae; Mamiellales; Mamiellaceae. Gene Ontology annotation, cellular component: Golgi apparatus; endoplasmic reticulum.
GGUGAGAGCGAGAUGUUCCAAGGCACGAUAGUUGAGCGGAUCCACUACUGGACGACGGAAGGUUGGUGCGUGGCGUUGGAUUGGGGCCUGAGGAAGACGCUGGGCAAGGAAAAGGGAGAGAGAGUGUUCGGGGUGAUAAACCACUGGGUAUGCGAGCGCGCGAACCCUUUCAUGCAGCUGGUGUACCUGUCCCUGGUCAUCGGCGGCUACUACGUCUUCGUCGCGUACGGGUUUGAUCUCAUCGGGCUCUUCGUGCAUCCCGCGCACGCGUUCGUUCUGCCCACGGUGAUGACCCUCAGCCUCAUGCAGUGGCUGCGAGUGUGCUGGUCCGACCCCGGGGUGAUCAACGCGUCCAACCUCGAGGCGCACUACCGCGCGCACCCCUUCGACGGCGUACUGUACAGGCCCAAGGAGUGCCCCACCCUGGGCGUCACCGUCCCGGCGAGGAGCAAGUUCUGUAACACGACCAAACGACGGGUGGCAAAGUUCGAUCACUACUGCGGAUGGUUCAACAACGUGAUCGGGGAGAACAAUCUGCGGCACUUCAUCGUGUUCCUCGCGGUGCACGUCGCGUUGUGCGCGUACGUGGCGUACUUGUCCACGGCCGUGGUGUACGGGGAGGUGGCCCGACGCGGACUUUUAGUGGCGGAGUUCAACACUCGGCGGGGACCGCGGAGGUUGACGGAGGAUUGGCUUCUACUGUCCAAGUUCCUGGUGUAUCACUACGCGCCCCUCGUCAUGCUCGACAUCUUCCUUGUCGUCCUGGUCAUCGCGCUGGGAUCGUUCCUGGUGUACCACCUGCACCUCAUCAACAAGGGCAUGACCACCAACGAA